Aspergillus bombycis is the source of this 639-nucleotide messenger RNA. RefSeq lists its product as uncharacterized. Lineage: Eukaryota; Fungi; Ascomycota; Eurotiomycetes; Eurotiales; Aspergillaceae. The transcript has 4 exons. Bases 1 to 639 code for a protein of 212 amino acids. The record is from RefSeq and is a predicted model, not a curated record.
AUGUACCGCCAGGUGAUCGACCCGAUGUAUCUUCUCGUGGCAAUGCAGCUUGAGGUCAAAGGCGUGGCUAUCCCGGCUGAUAUCGUCGACGUGGGCUAUAUGUACCACGAGUGGAGUGCGAUUUGCCUGACCAUCUCCUGGUGCACAUUCGGCGCCGUCAAGUUCAGCUUCCUCUUUUUCUUCAAGCCACUCAUCGAUCGGAUCAAGCCCUGGCAAAUUUACUGCUGCCCUUAUUACUACGACUCGAGGCAAUACACAUGUUCGGUUGGGUCUAAGAAGGGAGUGGUCGUGACAGAAUCUAUCGUCCUUAUGAUGUUCGAUACCGUUGGAGACUUUUUGAUUCUCGCAAUUCCCAUCCACAUUAUUUGGAAAAUCCGGGUCCCACGGUCUCAAAGAAUCAUCCUGACGGCGUCGCUAUGCCUAACAGUCAUCAUGAUCGUCUUGUCGAUUGUCCGGGUCUCUGGACUUGCCUCCCGUGAUAUAGUGGAUACCAUUUGGGAAACAUACUGGCAGUUCCUCAGCGCCGAGGAGGGAGUAUUCCUAGUGGCGGCAGUAUCAUUUCGUUCCUUCUUUGUGGCGCAAAGCCGAUCACGCAUACCCCCUUACAACUCGGUCAACCCUGAAAAGACCACUCUUUAG